Messenger RNA from Anarrhichthys ocellatus (wolf-eel), 927 nucleotides. It is a transcript of the gene iqcc, whose product is annotated as IQ motif containing C. Bases 21 to 752 code for a protein of 243 amino acids. NCBI's taxonomy places the organism in Eukaryota, Metazoa, Chordata, Actinopteri, Perciformes, Anarhichadidae. The record is from RefSeq and is a predicted model, not a curated record. The transcript is spliced from 4 exons.
GUGUGUGACACCGGAACAACAUGAAAGGUUUGAGCUCGUCUCCCGCGCUCUUCGAGAGUAAACGCUGUCACGUUACCAUAGCAAUGGACAGAAGCAAGUGGGAGAAGACACUCACCUGCUUUCAGGCAUCUGCGCGUGGAUACUUGGUGCGAGACGAAGUCCGUCGUACGCGAGAAGACUUUGAGGACAUCGUGAGAGAGAUUGAUGGAAGCCUGACCCACGUGGAGUGGAAGGAGACGGUCAUCGCUAUCCCCCACUUCACAGACAAUGUAGACAGCUUUAACCGGAAGUUUGUAAAUCAUCUUAUCGGUGCCUCGCUCUCUCUCAUGCCUGUGCUCGUGCAUCUUCAGGAGGGCCCAUUUCUACGAACCAGAAGCUCUGCAAGCAAACCUUCAAAUGCAUCGUCACCAUCAUCAUCAUCAUCAUCAUCAUCAUCAGCGGAGAGAGGAGAUCCUCGUGUCCUCCAGGAGAGGAUAGAAGCAGAGAGAGAUGAUUGUGAUGCUACAGCUGCUGCAGUGAGACAGAAAGAAAGCACCGAGUUGGAGAAAGAUGGAGACUCCACCACCGUGUGGAGCAGUUUGGAGCUGGACAUGAACUAUGGUGACUCAAACAAAGCUCCCCGGCAGUCCUGUGCCCCAGAGGCCCUGCGUCUGCACAGAAACACCCUGACCAUGGAGCUGGUCUGGCUACAACAGGCCAUUGGCAGCAGGAAGAAGUACUUGUCACUGAAGGACAGGCUGAGCGUAUCCUGACGGCAGCAGUGAUGUGAACUGGACUCGAUAAUGUGGGACUGAAGGCCUGACUGCUGUCUGUUAACUGAACUUUUAUUGUACAUCAACAAAGACGCCGUAAAUAGAUUGCUUUCAGUGGCAUACAUCAUGUGUUUGACAAAAAGCUGUACAUUGGAUAUAUUAUUUGCUAAUUUAA